This is a messenger RNA of Acipenser ruthenus (sterlet), 2673 nucleotides long. Its product is annotated as zinc finger matrin-type protein 4-like. The transcript is spliced from 8 exons. Gene Ontology annotation, molecular function: zinc ion binding; nucleic acid binding. Bases 335 to 1282 code for a protein of 315 amino acids. NCBI's taxonomy places the organism in Eukaryota, Metazoa, Chordata, Actinopteri, Acipenseriformes, Acipenseridae. The record is from RefSeq and is a predicted model, not a curated record.
CCUCAUCAUGACUCUGUGUUGUGGGGGGAAGGCAGUGAAAUCGCUGCUGCUGUCUGAAAGAGAUGAUAGAGGAGCUGGAGGCGCUGUGAGGCAGCCCUUCUCUCCCCGCUUGCCUUCCUCAAGUGUUGGGGGAGUCUGAGAGCUGUUACCGACCUGGAUUUGUGACUCCGCGACAAGAAAGGGAAAGCUUUCUAUAAAGCGGUAUACAUAACAGCUGCAUUCAGCACGUCCUGCAGUACGCACAUGUGGAGAGGACACAAAAUAAACAAACUCCUUCAACACUAACAGUGGGAAAAUAAACAACUUUUUGGUUUCGCAAUACCGAAGUGCCGAGAUGAAGUCUGCAGGGGUCGGAAAUGGUGGCAUCUUUACAGACAGUUACUGCAACAUCUGCAAUGCACAGCUGAUCUCCGAAUCCCAGAGGGUCGCACACUACGAGAGUAAGAAACAUGCCAACAAGGUUCGGCUUUUCUACAUGCUGCACCCAGAGGAUGGAGGACCUCCCUCCAAGAGACUGCGCCCUGACAACCCGGAAAGUGAUGCGAGUGAAGUGGACAGGAACAAGUGCUGCACGCUCUGCAACAUGUUCUUCACAUCAGCUAUUGUGGCCCAGUCCCAUUACCAGGGCAAGACUCACGCCAAGAGGGUGCGGCUGGUCCUGGGGGAGCCUCCAAGCACGCCCACCACUGUCAGCAGUCCAGACUCCACCUCCAUCGCAUCACAGCCUGCUGACCAGCCCCCACCCCUUGACUGGCCCCCAGCCAAUGACAGCGAGGCAGGGAAGUUCUGCUGCCUGUGUGGCGCCUGGUUCAACAACCCGCUGAUGGCACAACAGCACUACGAGGGCAAGAAACACAAGAGGAACGCAGCCCGGGCACGACUGCUGGAACAGCUAGCAGGCAGCCUGGGAGCAACAGAAACCACAGCGCUGAGAAGCAGAUACUCGUGUGCCAUGUGCAACAUGAUCCUGAACUCCAUCGAACAGUACCACGCACACCUUCAGGGAUCCAAACACCAGAACAAAUACAGGUCAGGCAGCGAUUGGGUAAACCAUGCGACCGGGCUGAUUGCAGGGAGGAGUUUGGUGGUACAAAGGGGAUACAGUUGCCUUGAAGCAGCAGCAGUGAGGUCCUGCAGCCCCACAUCUGUGGAACCAGGCAUCUCGGAGGGGAGAAGACAGCAUCUCUAUUUGGAAACGCUCGGGGAAGAAGGAUUCCUGUGCUCUUGGAAGAACAGCCAGCGCCACUUGUGGUCAGCCAUUUCCACUGAAAGUCCUGGCUGAGCUUGGUGUGUGAUGGUACAUACUACUACGCUGUCACAGACUGUACCAAGCCUUACCCUGUCUGACUUUUGCUCUGAUAUGAAAUUUUUGAUUUUGUUGGUUGUUAGAAACUGAGAUUUGUCAACAACAAAAAAAUCAUUACAGCAUCAACGGUCUGGGGUUUUUGCACAGGACUGCAAUCAAAAAGUCAUCGAAACAGACAAGGCUACUGAAUAUUAACUGCAUUCAUAAAGUCUGACCUAGUUCAGCGUUAUAAAGAGUAUGACUUCAGUUCAAUAAUGUAAUCUAGGUCAUUUCAAAAUAUGUGUAUCUGGCCCUGUUCAGUUUUAGUAGGAGAUUAAGGAAUGUAUUCUAGGGCAUUCAUUUGCCAAAGUGCAUUGCAGUGUAUUUAUUCUCAGAUCUUUCUUUAUCUAUCUAUCUAUCUAUCUAUCUAUCUAUCUAUCUAUCUAUCUAUCUAUCUAUCUCUCUGUGUGUGUGUGUGUGUGUGUGUGUGUGUGUGUGUGUGUGUGUGUGUGUGUGUGUGUGUGUGUGUGUGUGUGUGUGUGUGUGUGUGUGUGUCCUGGGACUCCUGCAAUGAGUGGGUGUUUUAAACAGCUGAAAAACAGGCUGUUUGGUACUGAAAGUUUGAGAAAGUUUGAAAGUUUUUCAGAUUUAUAAUGUCUGCAAAGGUCUGGGUUGAAGACAACUUUGGCACAUUCUAUAUAUUCCGCUAGAUGAAGAUCAUUUGUAAUCCCCUGCCCCAAAAGAUCAAAUUAAUGAGCUCAGAUUCUUCUGGGCGCAGGGUAGAGAAAGGUAUUUCUUUCUGUAAAAGGAUGCCACCACUGUUAGUCUGUCUAUUUAUUUAUUUAUGUAUUUAUUUAUUUAUUCAUUUGUGUAUUUGUUUAUUUGCUAAUUUAGUACGUACAUCAUAUGUAAAUCGAUCUUUGCAUGCAAUACUGUUUUCAGAGAUACACUGUCCUAAUUUUAAAAAAGAAAACUCCAUGAAAAUUCCACAGAAAUAUUCACAAAGACAGGUAAACAAUCAGGCCUUUGAGAUUUUGAAAAUAGUCAUACUGUGCAGGUUUAGCUAGCUUUGGACUGAUUUCCCUGAUUAGGAGCUGGCUGUGUAUGUGAUGAAACAGGCUGUCUCCCAAACAUUUCUCUUUCUGUAAUGCUGGGUACUGGAUUAUUCAGUGUGAAGAGGAGCCAGUGAUUCUCUACCUAUCUACAGAGAGAUGUGACCUUGCAAGCAGCAGACACUCUGUGGGCGGGCGUCAGCAGCGAGGGUGUUUACAGGGCGAGACAAUGCUUAUUAGUGUGUUUAUCCCACAUUGAAACAAUAAUGUGAGCAGCUGGAAUCUGCUUUUUUCUGUAAAAUAUAUUUGUCUUUAAUAAAUGUACGUUUCAGGGCA